GAUAGUUUGAGCUGGAUUCUCAAUUUAACUAUUUAGUGCACUAUAUCACAAGAAAACGUUGCCUGUCUUCCUACUACUGGUUUUUUUGUACCAGAAUUGUACCCAACUUUAGACUUUACUAAUUUGUGGCUCUGAACUCUUGUAACUGCCAUCAUCGACUAAGAAUACGGAAGAGUCAUUCUCUGGCUGUUCGUCCUUGGAAACAAUCUCCCUUGAUCAAAAAGAAGCAGCAGAAUGGCAGAAUCGACCAACGUUCCUCGUAGCUUCAAACUUCUGGAUGAACACGAAGAGUCGAUCAAAUAUGGAGAUCCGAUGAUCUCAUGGGGACUGGCGGACUCAGAGGACAUGGACAUGCGGGAAUGGGUCGGCAGCAUCUUCGGACCACCAAAGACGACGUUUGACUCGCGUAUCUACAGUCUGAACAUCAGGUGCUCGCAGAAUUACCCGGACGAGCCGCCCUCUAUCUCAUUCAAUACCAGAAUCAACCUAUCUUGCGUAGACUCAAAAGGAAAGGUGCUGAAUGAGAAGGUGGAUUGUUUGCGCAACUGGAGGAGGGAGUACACGAUUAAGAAGGCCUUAGAGUCCAUACGCAGCCAAAUGUCCCACAAAGAGAACGCUAAACUGCAGCAGCCGGCAGAGGGCACACCCCCAUACUCACAAUGAGUACAGCAUAUAACCAACACCAGUCCCCCCCACACAUUUAGCCCCACUCAAACCCUCGCUAUCAACAGCUACCACUCCCUUCCUUAUGACGACCAUUCAUUAAUGGAGCCUAAUACAUGGUAACUGGUCCGAUAUCGUCGAAGAAAUGAAAAAUCAAAACGUCUCAAAAAUGUUUUUGAAGCAAAACUGAAAUGAAGAGAAAAUGCCCAUUCAACGAAGUCAUGAUGGUAUGGGGAAAAUUAUUGGUGCGAUCUAUUAGGUUUCUCGGAGUGAUUUGUUUGUUUUCCGUUGUGAUCAUUUUGAAACUAUUUUGAGCUUUCUUCCACUGAUAUUUUCCAAUUAUAAGAUGAGAACGAAGACUGGAGUAUGAAAAUAGGUAACGUUUAAUUCAUUCAUUUUGAAAUGCCAGCAGUUUUUAUUUUGACAAUUUGAUAACUACUUCUUUAUUUUUUCGUGGACCAGGAGAUUUUCGGUGAAAUGAAAGUACCCAGUUUUAGCUUGUUAGCUUCCGAGAAGUAGUUGUCUGAAAAUAAAAAGCUAGUAGAUAAAACAGAAUUGAAUAACUAAUAAUUAUUCACUAUCUGGCGCUGGAUUACAUAAGUAGUCUCUCUAGCUAGAACUUCUCUUGUUACGCAAAUCGACUUCACUGACCAUGCCAAAGGACCUUGUAGGGAUAAUUAAACAUCGUAUUUGGAACAACAGAUAGUUUUUAUCUUCUUAAAUUUCAGUGAAAUCUAAAGAGGUCUGCUAUUGUAGUCUAAUGCCUAUU
Messenger RNA from Symsagittifera roscoffensis, 1432 nucleotides. Its product is annotated as ubiquitin-conjugating enzyme E2 variant 1-like. The transcript is spliced from 4 exons. The coding region runs from base 235 to 663 and encodes 142 amino acids. Lineage: Eukaryota; Metazoa; Xenacoelomorpha; Acoela; Convolutidae. Gene Ontology annotation, cellular component: nucleus. Gene Ontology annotation, biological process: protein K63-linked ubiquitination; DNA damage tolerance. The record is from RefSeq and is a predicted model, not a curated record.